Molecule: messenger RNA, 4963 nt
Organism: Cryptococcus deneoformans JEC21
Lineage: Eukaryota; Fungi; Basidiomycota; Tremellomycetes; Tremellales; Cryptococcaceae
Exons: 5
Coding region: 7-4815 (1602 amino acids)
Molecular function (GO): protein binding
Source: RefSeq, a predicted model, not a curated record
ACGACCAUGGAAGAGGGUGAACAGCAACACACGCAAGACCCACCACGGGUGAGAGACGAGCCAGUAGGAGGAGAAGCAAGCGAGCAAGGAAAACAGCAGCUCGAGACAGCACAGUCGGAGCCAGAACCGCAGACUGAGCCACAACAACAAGCUCAGCUCGAACAACCAUCGCAACUACAACCGGAAGCAACACCCCAGCAACAGCCUCAAGAAGGGUCUCAAGGAGCACCAGAACCACCCCGUCCAGCAAAAAGACGUCCUUUACCACCCAAAAAGGGUAUACUGAAACCCCCUCCCCCACCAUCAAAGCCGACUCUUGGUCAUCGGUUGAGGGAUAUGGUUGGAGGUGCAGUGACUGCUGUUGGCACCAGGGUUGCUGGAGGGGAAGGCGAUGAGGCGGUUGUGUCAGGUGAUGGGACUGGUAGAGCUGGAGUGAAUGGGAAUGGUCAAUGGACAGCGCCAGGAUCAACAUCAACGCAGCAGAUGUCGGCACACGGGCAAGGACAACAGGCAAAUACGCCAAUGCCGACUCCAAGAGUCCUAGGUGGACAAGGGGGGACGUUGGCAUCGCUCAGUGGGAGGCUGGCUAUGGGUAUAGGCCGAUUAGUUACAAACGCCCAGAAUCAGGUUCAGUCGCAAAGUCAAGGACAGGGGCAAGAAGCCAGUCAUGGCCAUGGUCUCGCGAGACAACUCUUUUCAACUUCCAUGCCCUCGCCCCCACCGCCGCCGCCUUCGCAAGACGAUUACCUUAGCCACGCGCGAGGACCGAGUUUACCAAGGAAAGAAGCGCCCCCGUUACCACCUCGCGAUGGUGCUGCGUCACCUACACCCAAGUUCAUCACCUCCACCCCAACCACCAACCAUCGCAAUAAUAACGAUAGCAAAAAGAAACAACCUCUCAAGAAAGUUACUUUCCUCCUUCCGAGCAUGAGUAUCAUCUAUCCUAUCUCUUCGAACGGUGAACCAUGGAGUGAAAAGGUCUUGGCCGAUCGGGCAAAGAUUGAAAACACUCAACGUUCACUUCUCAUAACCUCUCUCCAUCCAUCUUACUGGACCCCACACCGCCUCGUGGUACUCUACGAACAAGCCUGUCGAGGACGUGAGGAGCGACCCCGUAUAGGUGUUAUCCGGGCUCUUGAAUCCCUUCCGGCCGUCUCCAAAUCUCCUUCCCUUGCUCCAGAACGCAUAAUCCACCUCACCCUCCGCCCAAUCAACCACGCCACCAUCUCCUCCUCCCUUCCACCCGGCAUUCACCCGCUCGACGUCCCUUUGGGCCAUCAUUCCGCUGAACCGGUGGCGGACGUGUUGGCGACACGAUUUGGGCUGGUCGGUCUGUUGUUGGAGGAUGGGGCAGUGGAGGAAGGGGGUUUGAAGAGUAUUUUGCAUGCUUUGCUUGUAAGUGGCGGUCCCGGUGAUAAGGAAUCAACUGGGGGGAAAGAGAGGGGGUCGGAUGGGGUGGAAAGAUUGAGUUUGAAGGGAUGUAAGAAGAUUCGUGAGAAUGGGUGGGGUCUGGUAGCAGAAUAUCUCAAGAUGGCAAAGAAUUUGAAGCACCUCGAUUUAUCCGAAACAGUAUGGAACCGAAAAUCGAUGGAAGCGCUCGUCAAAGCUCUGAACGAACCUUGCUAUUCCUCCGUCUCUCAAUCAACCUCCUCGCAUUCUAUUUCUACUUCCAUUUCUGCGUCGAGGGGAGGACAGAAGAUUGAAGGGAUGUUAAUGAUUUCCUCAUCUCCUACCGAUACAAGAAACGGAAAAGAAAAGACUGCAGCGUCGGAUUGUGAAGAGAAUGAAGAAGAGCGGGACGAAGGGGAAUGGGAGGGUGAGGGAAGGAAACGUAAUUUGUAUAGCACUUUCCUUCCUCCUGCGCCUUUGCUCAAACCCUCUUCAUUAACCGACGUUUUUUCUCUCGAUCCCGCGCAGCAGGUCCAGCAACAACUGCACUCGUCUACGCCUCAGCCCCAGCCACAGUCUCUCCAGGUACAAACCCAAACUCAACCCCCACCUCAAACCCAAUCCCCCUCCCAACAACAAACAUCCCUUCAAACCCUCCGCCUCGACUCUUGCUCCCUUCGUCCACCCCUCCUUGAAGUUCUCGCCCAUGGGAUCCGCACAUCCGGACUUAAACAUCUUUCUCUUCGGGGGAAUAGGAUAAACAGAGAUGGGGCGGUAGGGGUGGCUGUCAUGGUUAGGGAUUAUGAUUACGAUUCUUUCUCUUCCCGCUUAGCUGGUGUGGGGCGUUCGGGAGUUGCUAGUGGUGGUGGCGGCGGUGGGAUGAGCGGAGUAGAAGGAUUCGGUAGAAAGGAAAAAGGAGAAGAGGGGGUGGUACCCCAUAUAACAGGAUCAAGAGGCGUGACAUCAAUGACGGUGCCGAAAGGGUAUACACCCCCGCGAAUGUCGGUGAUGGAGAGAUUGCAAAUGCCAUUUGAUGCGUCUUCCUCACUUGAUUCUCAUUCCGAAUCACAUUUGUACUCGCGCUCUCGUGCUCAAAACGAUAAGGGUACGGAUACACCAGAAAAAUCGAAAGCGACAAUCGACAAGGAGAAAGAGAGGGAGAAGGAAAAGUCGGAGAGAUGGGUACCAGGCCCAACGAGUAGAGCAUUGGAAAGGAGUGUGAGAGCCCUUGAAAACGUACAGCGGAUCGGAAAGUUACAGACGCUUGAUUUGAAGGGGAAUGAUAUUCGGGGAGGUGUGACAUACAUUGCCCAAGUUUUAAAGCGUAACCGUACCCUCAGAAUCCUCAACCUCUCAUCCAACUCUAUCCCACCUUCCGGUCUUGCAGCACUCGCCGAGUCGCUCAAGUACAAUACUUCCCUCUCUACUCUGUCGCUCUCUGAUAAUCCAUGCUGUAACACGUCCUCUUCCCCUGUUUCUAGCAACAGCAGGGGUAUAACAGCAAACACCUUGGGCGCAAAUUCGGAAGGACGCGAUGCGGUAGUCAGCCUGCGUAAUGCAUUGGCUGUCAACACUACUCUCAAACGAUUAUUCCUCAGCUCUGUGGGUAUGGGCGACGAAGGUGCCAUUGCGCUCGCAGAAUUUUUGGGUGAGAACCAAGGCCUCCUUCACCUUGAUUUAACAGCAAACCCUAUCGGUGCGGCGGGCGUGCACGCGUUGUAUGGCGGCUUAAGGGUGAACCGCCUGAUCAGGUGCUUGGAUCUUAGCAUGCCUAUGUCUGCUGGUGGGGAAAGGGAAGAUGAGGAGGAGGAAAAGGAAAGGGAAAGAGAGGCAAUGGCAAGAGUCAUGCAGGGUGUCCUCAGCAUUUGUGUGAGGAAUACAGAAGAAGCGGCGGCGGUACUUGCUGCUUCUUAUGAUGAAGCGUAUGGAGUAUCAUCGGGGACUGUACAAGGGCAACAUACAGAGCACGAGCCGUAUGGUCAUAAAGGGGGCGAAGCUUCAAGUGAUGCGACUACCCACUCCAGGGCGCAGGCAAAUGAUGGUGCAAGUAUGCCUGGAGAGGCAGAAGCGGAUGGAUCUAAGAAAGGAGAGAGUGAACACAAGGCACUGAGUGCAGCGGCCGAAGCGGAAGUCUGGGCGCCUUUAAAGCGUUCAGACCUUUUGCGUUCUUUGAAAGCCCAAUCGACAUCUUCUCCCACUCCAACCAAAUCAGGAUCCACCUCCGCAGCGCCGCGUGUAAAUGUACUCAGCGAGGCCGAGCGAGCAAAAAUCAUCUCUCUCCCCUUGCCGGCUCUCUUUGCGCUCGGCAAAACCUCUGUCUCCCUUCUCGACCAGUAUUUUACUGCUAGUAAGGUCUACGACGAUCUUUUAAAACAAGGCAACGCGCAAAACUGGGAAGGCGGGAAGGAGAUGCCCACAGAAGAGUAUGAAAAAGUACUCGCCAAGGCGCAAAUGGUGUUGGAGAGGUUGGUGGAAAUAAUACAACGCGUUGUGGAAGGUGCAGAGGAGGGAAACGGAGUCGGGAUUGAAGAGUUAUUGGAGGUGAAUGAUCGGCUUACUGCCUUGAUUAAGCAGAGUGAAGGAUUUACCCCCCCUCCUCGCGUCUUGCUUCCUUCUCAAAUCAUGUCUUCGUCCUCUUCCACCUCUAAAUAUUCGUCGAAUCAGCAAAGUAAGAAGCAGAAGAAGGACGGCAAGCAGCUUUUGACGCCGAUAUCUAGACGCCACGCGCAUCACGCCAAGGGGAGUAGUCUUGAGAUCUCAAGCCCGAACUUUUCGAUCGGAGAUAGUGAUGAUAAUGAUAGUGAUGCGGAAGAGCUGGACAUGAUGCAGCUUGCGGCGAGACAUGCGGCACACACGCGUUCGGCUUCGAUGCAGAGUAAGGCUAGCAAUCAUGGUGAAUCAGUUGGGCUGGGGAUCAUAGCGAAGGGAGACGAGGACGCAGAGAGCGAGGGGAAGGAAAAAGAUAAAGAUGAAGAAAAUGUUGAGGGCGGUCCAGGAAGAGGGGUGAAGGAAGAAGAUGAAAAACAAAAAGAAAUCGAACGAGGUCUUAUGGAAGCCCAAGCCUUCUCCUUCUCACUCCCCUCUUUCUCAUCAGUCGGUAUCCUCGACAUCAACACUUCCACCUCUUCUUCUAAUCUCAACGGUAAGGACAGCCCUUCAUCACCAGUGGAAAAAACUUCAAAAGCGUGGGUAGAGGAGGAGAGCGAGAUUUUUAGGAAGGGUGUCCAGCUCGGCGUGGCGGAUGAGGAUGAGGAUGAUGAUGGGGAACAAGGACAGGAAGGGGUCAGUGGUGAAGAGUUGAGGAAAGAAAUCCUGGAUACUCCCGUGGCGAGGAGUACAACGAAACGAGUAAUCCCUGUGGAGAGCGAAGGCGGUGAGCGCGAGGAUGAUGAUGAUGAUGAUGAAGAGGAGCAGGGAGGGGAUUAACUUUGGUUAUCGGAAGCGAGGAAAUGUAUUGACAUUUAUAGGGUAUAGCACAUAGCGUUUAUGGUCCUGUAUUACAUAAAAGUCUUCAUUUGGAGUUAUGGACAAUCCAAUUUUAUGUUUUUGUCGCGAUUAUGUUUUGUCGCGAUUA